AUGGCUUCAUUAGAGCUUCCUAAGGACUCGUGUUCAGCGGAGGAGCGGGGAAAUGACGCCCACCAGAGUGACCCGAUCCACAGCCAAGAACUCCCAACCGUGCCCCCAGACGCCCCAGACGCCUCUGACGAAAAUCACCCUUCUGUUGAACUGAAUCACACUGGCAAGAAUAAAGCUGUUUUGUGCCAAUAUUAUGUGAUGGGAAGAUGCCGCUUUGGUGACAAGUGCAGGCAGUCUCACUGUGAGUUCCCGUUGGAAUCAGAGACCGUCGGCAGAACUGAAGAUGAAAAUGAAGAUUCAAGCAAGAAGAAAAAAGUUAAAGCUAAACAAAGAGAGCUCUAUAAAGAGAAGGAGACCACCAAAAAGCCACGAAUGCGCACAGCUGAUGACGUCAUCUCCAGGAUCCUGUGGGAUUCUUCUGUCGACUCUGAUCAGUUUGUGGUGGGCUAUGUGGACCGCUUCCUCGGGGUGCUGGAGCGGCCCUUUGAUGACUUUAACUGGGACACAGACCCGUGCGACUGCGACUAUACCACGGAGCUGGCUCUGCCUCGACACAGGAUCCAGUACUUCACCUAUAGGGGGCAGCGCUUGUGGGACAGGCACAGCAGGACCGACAGGGUGUUUGGCUCCACAGGACAAGCUCUGGCUCCCCCAUUUGGUGGGAAGGCGGAAGUAGAAGAAGAAAUUGAGACACUGCAGACUGAUGUAGAGACUUGCACAGUGAAUGGAGAUGUGGAGAACGAGCGACAGAAUGAGAUGAAUAUUGACGCCUCUGAGUCUGAUCUACAACCACCGGGGCAAGAUACAAGUGCCACAAACAGAGCGAUGGACAGAUCAGCGAAUGAAGAUGAGGAAAACCAAAAGCAAGAAGCCCUCAACGUGGCGGAAGUUCCUGCCGAGUCAGAGCAGCAAGAGGAAAGACCCGGCGGCCGACCUCCUAAGAAAAGGCCUACACACUUCGUGACAUUCAGGGCCAACACGCCGUCCGUCCUGGCAUGUUUCGAGCAGCUGCAAGCAGAGCUCACGGCUGCGCUCCCCGCCUCCGCGCCACAUUGGAGCAGCAUCUCCUGUCUCCACGUCACGCUGUGCCUCCUGGUGCUGCCCGGCGAGGAGGAGGUACAGGCCGCUGUGGAGGUCCUGCAGCGCUACGCCAGGUGGAACAGAAACCCCCCCUUGACUCUGACCUUUCCCCUGAAGCUGAAGCACUUCAACGGGAGGGUGCUGUAUGUGAGCCCCCAGCCGCGGCUCCAGCUCCAGCAGUUCAACAGCGGUCUGCAGGAGGCGUACAGGGAGCAGGGCCUUCUCCAUAGAGACUCUUUCAACCCGCGCUACCACCUGACCCUGGCCAAGACCGUGGGCUUGGACGCGGACCGCAUCUUUCAAGGCGUGGAGAACCUCAAGGUGGGAAGAGGAUUAAACUUUGGCCGUCUGCCCGUCAAUACUUUGCACCUUUGCACCAUCGGAGGAUGCGACGAAGAUGGAUUCUAUGACAUUUUGUGCACAGUUACUCUUCGGUAA
Knipowitschia caucasica is the source of this 1518-nucleotide messenger RNA. Lineage: Eukaryota; Metazoa; Chordata; Actinopteri; Gobiiformes; Gobiidae. The record is from the annotation of a GenBank genome assembly.